Molecule: messenger RNA, 3659 nt
Organism: Stylophora pistillata
Lineage: Eukaryota; Metazoa; Cnidaria; Anthozoa; Scleractinia; Pocilloporidae
Product: homeobox protein PKNOX2
Biological process (GO): regulation of DNA-templated transcription
Molecular function (GO): DNA binding
Source: RefSeq, a predicted model, not a curated record
CUUUCAACCUCCCAUACAAACACAUUAACAGUGCAACGAUUAUCAUUUCAUUUGGUCUUCCUGGCGGGUACGUUCGCAGCUAAAAUGCCAGUCGAGUAUAACAUUGUCUUUUCUCUUUUCGAACAGGCAGCCUUCGAUGGAAGGGCUUGCGAAUCGAGUGGCCACCAGUCACAUGCUUCAAAGCCAAAACAUUGCUACUUCGGCUCAUUAUGGAGGCAUAUCUCUGCAACAGACACAAGCGGACAAGAUGCCCCCACCAUCUUACGACGAAGCCCAGAUAACUGUUCAAGCGGUCGACUUGCAACAACUUUCAAACAUGGAGGCGGAAAAGCAAGCCAUCUACCGCCAUCCUUUAUUGCCUCUUUUGGCUAAGUUGUUUGAAAAGUGCGAGCAGUCAACUCAAACCUGUGAAUGCACUCCUGCCACGGCAUUUGACAACGAAAUUAAGAAUGGAAUUUUACAGAUGAAUAGGGAAGGAAAGCCUUUCUAUACGGAAGAUCGCGAUCUCGACAACUUGAUGGUAAAAGCUAUUCAAGUACUCAGGAUACACCUUCUAGAGCUGGAAAAAGUGAAUGAACUUUGCAAAGAUUUUUGCCAGAGAUACAUUGCUUGUCUGAAAGGGAAAAUGCAGAGUGAAAAUUUGUUACGCAGCCCUCUUCAGUCUGCAUACUCUCCUGCAGUGAAUGUGUUAAAUGCAAAUGUACAACAACAGGCGACCACUCAAAUCCAAGGACAACCAUCAACAUUUCUCCCACAACAGCAAAUCACUUACUAUGCUGCCCCUGCUGUGGCUCCAUGCACAGUAGCAAAUGCAACUCCUAGUGCAAGCGUCAUUGGUUCUCCAGUUCAACAGCAAGUUGCAACUGUUGCAUAUGUUCCACAAGGAGUGGCACCUAAUCAGCAGAUUGUCAUAGCACAGGUUCCCCAACAGCCCACUGUCCCUUCCACAGUAACAUAUGGUGCAGUGCCAGCAACUGUAACAUAUACCACAGUGCCAGCAAAUGUAACCUACGUCAGCACACCAACUGUUGAGACUGUCACACCACCCAGACUGCAAACACAUUCUUCUGGAGAUGAAUCUCCUACAGAAAUAACGGUUCCCUCCUGUGUUCCUCUUCCUGCCCUGGACUCGCCAACAGAGGUCACUGAUAAAAAGAGAACUAGACGGGGAGUGUUACCCAAGCAGGCAACAAACAUUAUGAAGAGCUGGCUUUUUCAACAUCUGGUGCAUCCAUAUCCAACAGAGGAUGAGAAGAGAGCUAUUGCAGCACAAACAAAUCUAACAAUACUUCAAGUAAACAACUGGUUUAUAAAUGCCAGACGUCGCAUUUUACAACCAAUGUUGGAUGCAAGCAAUCCUGAAGGACCAAAAGCCAAAAAGUCUAAAAUCCAGAGUAGACCUGCUCAGAGAUUUUGGCCUGACACUCUUGUUCCUAGCCAGUUCAACACCAUUCCAAUAGCUCCAGCACCAGUGACUGUUCAAGCAGCCAUGGUACAGGGGGCUGUCCAGCUACAAGCAGUACCCCCUGGUACAACUGUCAGUGUUCCUCCCGGUGUGGCAUUACCAACUGCUAUAACAAUACCUAAUGUUCAAGGUACAACAGUCAUCCCAGGCACUGUCACUUUGCAACAACCUGCAGGGACACCAACCACCAUGGUUGUUGUUACACUACCUCCCUCAGCAAGCCACGUCACCACAGUGUCGGCAUCAGAAAGUUCAUCAGUAGUCACGACACACCCAACAAUGAUCGCACCAACUGUGUCAUCACAAGUGGAAACUGUUUCAGUUAGCAGUUUGUCUCCCAUGUAUUCUAACAUUCAGCAAGGCAGUCCAUCUCUUCAGAAUUCUCCAUUGCCAACCAUGGUUCAAAAUGGUGGGGAAAACAAUCUUGUUAGUUCUCCACACCACAUGCCCGUCAGUUCAAGUGUUAGUAUGGCUGGUGUCCAAGACAGCCUGGUUGGAGUUAAUACCAUUUCACUUGACUCUUCAGCAGUUUCUAGAGGUUUAGUGAACUGAGUUUGUGUAGGUUAAAUGAGUAAUAUCUGUGUGGCUAGUAGUCCCUUAUUCCUAUGUUCUUUCAGGUACUGGUAUCUCAAAUCUACAACCAUCUAAAGAGAAGUAUUAGCCUCAGUUAUUCUUACUUGUGGGAAAUAGAGGUUUAUUUGAAAAUUGUGUAAAUGAUAGCUUCAGUAUUCUUUUUUUUUUCCCUUUGUGCAGUGUUCCAUUUCUGAGCUAAUUUUACCUCAAUUUCAAAACCAGGCUGAAGAUACUCUACCUUUCUAAGGCUUGUGUGUUCAUUCUGUGAAAAUGGCAAAAUGGAUGAAGCUGUUUUUAUGGAUGCUGAAUAUAUAUGUAUUGAGGAUGGCGUUAACUGGUAUCAGUAACAUUGUUUAACUGUUAAUUUUUUAUGUAAACAACAUGUCAAUGUGCAAGUGCAAAUUAUCUUUCUGAUGUUCCCUAUAUCCAGUGAUGUACCCCAAGUUGCAUGGGCUGUCUGAAGUCAUGUUACAUGAUUCUUAUGAUGUUUAAAUUGUUGGAAAAGUGUGUCAAAUGCCAAAACUGCAAGAUCACAGGUAUACGUAAUGGUGUUUUGAAACAAGUGUAUGGAGCUUUUAAUUGGUUUGCAUUGAUUCCAAUACUAGGGGAGAACAUUUUUCAAUCACGUGAUAUUUGAAUAGCAGAGUAAGUAACGGUUUGGUGUUGUCUUUGUGAGUGCUGGAACUUCCUUCAGUAUUGUGGUUGCUGAUUUAAUGAUGCUUUGCUACCUUGUGUUCUGUCUGCACAAAGAAAUAGUGCUCAUUUGGGACUCAAAUGGCAGUAUUGCAGAAUGUAAUAUUCACUUGGACUUGUUUUACAGUAGCUUUGCAUGCAAAUUUCACCUAGAUUCUGAAAGAAAGUGUGAUGGCCUAGAACUUCAUCUCACAGGCCCUGCAAGCUGAUUCUCCCAAAUGGGUACAAUAAAAUUCUCUGAGAGUUGGGUGUUGUUUCCAAGCAAUAUAUUUUAGUUGACAUUUCUUUUUUAUUUCCCCUUACAAGUCUGUUUUAAUAGUGUAAUGAAUUUGCAAGGAGAACCUAGGUAGAGAUUGCUUCUAGAGGAAAAGGGUUCAUUUAUUUUGCUAACGAUCCCCCAAAGGUGCAAAGCUGCAUUAGUUGUUAUAUGUUACUUGUCUAUGUGUGUUCAAGUUUGAAUUUUUUCAAGAUCAUUACUGGUUGUGUUGUUCCAUGUAAACUACAUGGCUGUUCCUCUUGUUAUUAUUGCCUAGCCUAUACAUAUUUCUUUUUAUGAGUCAUUCCAGCUGGUUAUAAGUCUAGCAGGUGUGAUUGAAAUUUGCAAAAAGAUUGCGUUCGACUGAAAACUAUGAUUUUUAACUGUAUAAAUUAAGAGGAGAAUAAGAGAUUUUAUAAAGAAAAUAAUAACUCAAACAAGUAUAAUUUUAUAAUGUAUAUUAUUUUAUGGAGCUGUAUAUUGCUGUUAAAUUAUUAACAAGUGAAUAUUUUAUGACUUGUUGGUCAGAUAUUUGGUUAAAACAUUGAGGUAUAUUUUUAGUUAAGUAAGACAUUCAACCUGUAUUGAAGUAAAAGUCAAAUGACUGUUAGAUGUCAUGGAAUAUUAGUUAUUAAAGUAAUGCUUAUGGAACAUCACAUUUUUCCAUGGUAA